UCACCCGCACAUAAAACACACCCUCCCUCCCUCCCCCACUCUCUCUCUCCCUCUUUUGCUGCAGUUAGAAGUAUUCCGGCGGAUUAGAGUUUUCCAUUUCUCUCUCUACUUUCUCUCUCUAGCUUCUAAGUAGCUGGGAGGGUUUUUCAGGGGGAGAAUUUCAUCUCAGGGCUUGCAGUUGCAGGAGCAGAGAGCUGCCUCUCUGUUUGAUCUGCAGAAUUUUGAGGGCUUUGGUUAUAAAUUACCAUUGGGUUUGCUUUAAAAUUUGCUGGGUUUUCUUUCUGAUUGAAAUCUGAAUGGAGCGAGACUUCAUGGGUUUGAACUCUAAGGAUUCUCCAGUUGUUGUCAAGGAAGAGGCUGAUGAAGGAUGUAAAGACACAGCCUUUUCAAAAGGUUCAGGAGCUCAAUGGCCCAUGUCAAACAAGGUCUCUGCUCUUCCUCAUUUCAUGUCCUUUAAGGUUGCUCAAGAUGAAAAGACUGCAAAGGCCAUGCCUGAUCCCCUUGCAUCUUCUGGAUUCAUGGCUCUAUCAACUCCAGAUGCAUUUGAAACCACUCACAAACGCCCCUUUGGAGAAAUGCAGAAAAUACAUAACGGAAAAGGCGGCAGUCAUUUUUCAAUGACAGCUUAUCCAUUGCAACACAAUGCACUUUCAGUGCAUAUUGUUCCUGAUGUUAAGAUUCUUCCGGCUACAAACCAACAAACUGCAGUUCCCGUGCGCAACUCUUUCUUCAAGCCCCAUUUUGCCGGGCCUGGUCACAACAUUGCUGGUGCUGCCAUGAAGCAUCAGUUAUUUGGAGGAAUCCCCGCUACUGGUCCUCAUUCAAUGCUUCCUUCUAUUGGUUCUGUUUCAGGAGCCAUUGAACCAUGGUUCAAUUCCAAGUCCUCUGGGGCUCCUGCUCAAUUAACCAUCUUCUAUGCUGGAACCGUGAAUGUCUAUGAGGAUAUCCCCCCUGAGAAGGCUCAGGCUAUUAUGUUUUUGGCCGGUAAUGGAAUUGCCUCUGCUUCUAGCACGACACAGCCAAAAGUUCAUGUUCAGGUCUCCAAACAGGCUGGGGGGGAUGGUGUUAUUGUCAAUCAGCCGAAUAAUGCACCACCUAGCUCUGGUCUUUCGAGCCCCAUGUCUGUGUCUUCACAUCCAGUUGGUCAGCCCGGUAAUACAUCUGUUAUCAAUGAUGAAGUAAUGGAUGUCAAACCGACUGGACUUUUGGGCAUUCCAGUCAACAAGGUUGACCUACCAAAAACGUUCAAUUCACUAGGACCUCUUACUGCAACUACCAUGGUACCAGCAGCAGUUCCACAGGCCCGCAAAGCAUCUUUGGCUCGUUUCCUUGAAAAGCGCAAAGAAAGGAUGAUGAGCUCAGUCCCGUACCACCUCAGCAAGAAAUCUCCCGAAUGUGCCACUGCAGGGUCAAACGAUGCAGCUUCUCCAUAAGAGCUGGUGCAGGCUCCGGUUUUCUCUCAACUAAUAACGAGAGAAAGCUAUGCCAACUGCCAAGCAUAGAAUGUAUCGCAAAUGUAUGGCGUAAGAUUACAUGUUUUCCCACUGGAUUCUGCUGUCCUAUUCUCUUUUGUAAUUCCGACUUGAUAGACCUUUUACUAUCAGCAAAGUAUUUAGCAUGAAGCUCUUCUAGUGUCAAUUCAUCGGUUUCUUAUCUUAUUUGUUCCUGAUUGUAGCAAGAUCCCUUGUACUCUUGACAAUGUAACAAAUAGUACUCUAUUACAUUGCAAUAAAUAAAUUUGUGGUAAUUUAUGUGUA
Molecule: messenger RNA, 1757 nt
Organism: Diospyros lotus (date-plum)
Lineage: Eukaryota; Viridiplantae; Streptophyta; Magnoliopsida; Ericales; Ebenaceae
Product: protein TIFY 6B-like
Exons: 7
Coding region: 297-1433 (378 amino acids)
Biological process (GO): regulation of jasmonic acid mediated signaling pathway; response to wounding; regulation of defense response
Cellular component (GO): nucleus
Source: RefSeq, a predicted model, not a curated record